Esox lucius (northern pike) is the source of this 2720-nucleotide messenger RNA. RefSeq names its product apoptosis inducing factor mitochondrion associated 1 (gene aifm1). Gene Ontology annotation, molecular function: FAD binding; protein dimerization activity; NAD(P)H oxidase H2O2-forming activity. Gene Ontology annotation, cellular component: cytoplasm; mitochondrion. Bases 167 to 2254 code for a protein of 695 amino acids. The record is from RefSeq and is a predicted model, not a curated record. Gene Ontology annotation, biological process: mitochondrial respiratory chain complex assembly; apoptotic process. NCBI's taxonomy places the organism in Eukaryota, Metazoa, Chordata, Actinopteri, Esociformes, Esocidae. The transcript is spliced from 19 exons.
GCGGGCAUUGACGAUGACAGAAGCCGCUUUUGAAAGGGAUGACCUAAAAACGUCUCUGGCCUUCACAGGCCCUUUCGUAGAGGUAGCGGUCUAUGGCAAAAGCGUGCCCCAGACAGUGUUGUAGCUAGCGUUUUCUCUCAGGAACUCUCAACACAGUGGUGUCACAAUGUGGACGUGUAAAACCACAUGGAAGAAGCUAGCCCCACUCGCCAGAACAUGUUCAACAUUGUGCCGGCAAAAUGCACGGAGAACAGUGUUGAACAGUGACCGAAGACUGCCAAUGGUUACACAGGCCCACAUGUCCUCAGGAACUCCAGGGAGUGGUGGGGACAACAAUUUAUACUACCUCCUGGUGGGAGCAACAUGUAUAGCGGGAGGAUUUUAUGCUUAUCGUACCAUCAAAGGAGACCAAGAGCGAUAUAAUGAACGAAUGAAUGAAAUUGCUUCUAGAGCAAAUAAGGUUGCAGAACAAGCAGAGACGUACCUUCCAGAAGAGCCCCGAGGUGAUGAAGCUGUUGAAACUCCAGAAGAAACAUCCCCAGAAGUAACUGCAGAGGAACCUGAGGGGCCUCCUGUCGAACUAGAGGCUGAGAUUGCAGAAGAAGCACCUGUUGCUGAUUUGGCCCUGGAAGAAGUUGUGGAGAUGCCAUGUGCUCCAACUCAGAGUGAACCAUCACCAGUAGCAGAAAGCCCUCCUGCAGAAACAGCUGAGCCACAAACUACGACUGUGACUGAGAGUGCUGCGGAUCCUGCAACAGAUGAACCCACCAAUGUCCCUCCACCUGCACCUGUAGAGUUUCCCUCCCAUGCCCCAUACCUCUUAAUUGGCGGAGGCACAGCCUCCUUUGCUGCAGCACGCUCCAUUAGGGCCAGGGACCCAGGAGCCAGAGUUUUGAUCAUCACUGAUGAACCAGACCUUCCCUACAUGAGGCCUCCUCUCUCCAAAGAGCUGUGGUUCUCUGAUGACCCUGGUGUGGUUGACACGCUGCGCUUCAAACAGUGGAAUGGCAAGGAGAGGAGCAUCUACUUCCAGCCUCCUUCUUUCUAUGUUAGUCCUCAGGAUUUGGAAAAAGUGGAGAAUGGUGGGGUGGCUGUGCUCACCGGGAAAAAGGUAGUGCACAUGGAUGUGAGGGGAAACAAAGUGACAUUGAGUGAUAACACUGAGAUCUCAUAUGAUAAGUGCCUGAUUGCCACAGGCGGCGUCCCAAGGAAUCUGCAAGUGAUCGAGAGAGCAGGAGAGGAGGUGACAAAGAGGACUACUCUGUUUAGAAAGGUUGAAGAUUUCAAAGCGUUGAAUAAGGUUUCCAGGGACACCAAGUCUAUCACCAUCAUUGGAGGAGGUUUCUUGGGGAGUGAGCUAGCCUGUGCCCUGGGCCGGAGAUCUGCUGAUUCUGACCUGGAGGUAAUCCAAAUGUUCCCUGAGAAGGGCAACAUGGGAAAGGUUCUGCCUGAGUAUCUGAGCAACUGGACAACUGCCAAAGUCAGAAGUGAGGGAGUGCGAGUCAUCACAGAAGCUUUGGUAAAAGGUGUGAGCUUCAAAGAUGGCAAAGUGGAGAUCAAACUGAAGGAUGGUCGUGUAGUGAAGACGGACCAUAUAGUUGCAGCUGUUGGGCUGGAGCCCAGUGUAGAACUGGCCAAGUCGGCAGGUCUGGAAGUAGACUCUGACUUUGGGGGCUAUCGGGUCAAUGCAGAACUGCAGGCUAGGUCCAAUAUAUGGGUGGCAGGUGAUGCAGCCUGCUUCUAUGACAUAAGACUGGGCCGCAGGCGGGUGGAGCACCAUGACCAUGCAGUCGUGAGUGGCAGACUUGCCGGAGAGAACAUGACGGGGGCCAACAAGCCCUACUGGCAUCAGUCAAUGUUCUGGAGUGAUUUGGGGCCUGAUGUAGGCUAUGAAGCCAUUGGGAUAGUAGACAGCAGCCUUCCAACGGUUGGAGUAUUUGCCAAAGCUACUGCCAAAGACACCCCCAAAGCUGCUACUGAAAAGUCAGGAACUGGAAUCCGUUCGGAGAGUGAGACUGAGGGGACGGCCAGUAGCACUGCAACCUCCUCCACGCCUGCACCACCCCCAGAACCACAGCAGAAGGACGACUAUGGGAAAGGAGUCAUCUUCUAUUUACGUGACAAAGUGGUGGUGGGCAUUGUCCUGUGGAAUGUGUUUAACAGAAUGCCAAUUGCAAGGAAGAUCAUCAAAGAUGGAGAGGAACAUGCAGAUCUAAAUGAAGUGGCUAAGCUCUUCAACAUUCACGAGGACUGAGUCUUCUCUUCUCGGGGGAGGUUGAGCCUAUGCCCAGAGACGUGCGCUGUCACUUCUCAUAAUGGCAUUGAACUUUCACAGUGAUUGCCUGGCUUUGGCAGACCCUUCUAUGAUGAUGCACUUGAAAAGAGAAGGGAGACCCUCUGGACACAUCUGCUCUGUACAUUUCAUGUUGUUGGAAUAUUUUCACAUGUUUGUUAUUUCUAUUACAUGUAUCUGUAUUUCUUUUCUAUUCCAGAUAGUGAGUAGAAAUAUUCGUCCAGUCAAAUCAUUCUAUAGUAUGAAAGUUUCCUGAUCUGUUCCUUCAGCAAUUUUAUAAUCAAAGUAAAAUUAUCUAUUUCGAGGAAUACAAGUGACGCUGGGCAAGAUCCUUAAAACAUACUUGUACGUGGAUGUUGUUUUUCAGUGUGAUGCACGCAGCUCAUUAUGAUAAAGGCUGCAAUAAAAAUAUUUUCCAAUUGAAAUA